CUCUUCUUGUCAACUCAAUGUCAAUAUUGAAAACGAAUAACUUAGAAUUUUUAAAUUAGAUUACAUUUCAAUUGUUCAUUAAUUAUUAAGAAUCACUAAAAGCAUGAGUUUGUUUGUAGUAGAUACUUUUGGUGACAAUGAACUCCUACAAAAAGAAGAUGAGAUCGAAAACAACCACGUUUUAGAUUUCGUGAGCAAAUCUAAUUAUGAGAUUGAUAAAGCUAUAAAGAACGACAAUGAUAACGAUGAUGAAGAAUCUGACAAUAGUGAAUCUGAUGAGGCCAGUGAAAAAGGGUAUGGUGGACUACCUCCACCAAGUGAAGAUAUAAGUCAUAUAAUUAAUAAACAUUUAAAUUCUGAGUCCAACCCAUUCAAAAAAAAGGAUUCAAAGAGAAAUUUCGAAAGGUUUUCUAAUUACUUUUCAACAAAAAAUAAAUCUGAAAACGUUGAAAAUCAACCAAAUCUCGAUGAAAUAACAUCCGCGGAUCGUCAGAAACAAAUCACAGAUGCACUUUCAAAAAAUCCAGAAGUUUCAAGGGAAAGUUUUGAACUACCCGGCAAACGAAGAUUAAAGAAACUGAAAAAAGCUGAAAGAGAAAAAACCAAGGGAUCUGAUUGGUUUAAUAUGCCAGCAACUGAAAUUACAGAUGAAAUUGAAAAUGAUUUGAAAAUUCUUCAAAUGCGUUCAAUAUUAAAUCCAAAACAUUUUUAUAAAAAAAAUGAUUUAAAGGUUCUACCAAAAUACUUUCAAAUUGGUACUGUUCAACAUUCGCAUUUAGAAUUCUACAAUGAAAGAAAUAUUAGGAAAAAUAAAAAGAGAACAAUAGUUGAUGAAAUUUUAGCCGAUUCUGAUGUCAAUAAGUACACCAAAAGGAAAUAUCAUGAAAUAAUUGAAAAAAAUCAAAGAUAUAACCAUAAAAAAGCAAUGAAAAAGAUGAAAAAAUUAAAGAAAAAUAAAUAAAAAACCAUAAAAAUUUGUGUUGAAUUAAAUACAAUAUUAUAGAAGAUACAACUAAAAACGGAUU
This is a messenger RNA of Condylostylus longicornis, 1025 nucleotides long. RefSeq lists its product as uncharacterized. The record is from RefSeq and is a predicted model, not a curated record. Gene Ontology annotation, cellular component: nucleolus. NCBI's taxonomy places the organism in Eukaryota, Metazoa, Arthropoda, Insecta, Diptera, Dolichopodidae. Bases 104 to 961 code for a protein of 285 amino acids. Gene Ontology annotation, biological process: RNA processing. Gene Ontology annotation, molecular function: RNA binding. The transcript has 3 exons.